Lolium rigidum is the source of this 1147-nucleotide messenger RNA. RefSeq lists its product as uncharacterized. NCBI's taxonomy places the organism in Eukaryota, Viridiplantae, Streptophyta, Magnoliopsida, Poales, Poaceae. The coding region runs from base 1 to 897 and encodes 298 amino acids. Gene Ontology annotation, cellular component: chloroplast. The record is from RefSeq and is a predicted model, not a curated record. The transcript is spliced from 6 exons.
AUGGCGACCCUGGGGCGGCGGUUCGUCCUCGCCUUGAUGCUCGUGGCCGUCCUCGCGGCGGCGUUCUUCCCGCAGGCCGCGCUCGCCGCGUCCGGCGGCGUCAUGGGCGGGCGCUCGUCGUCGUCGUCGUCCUCUUCGAAAAACCGCCGCUCGUCGUCUUGGGGCUCGGAAGGAAACUCGUACUACUCGUCGAGGACGACCUACGUGUCGGUCGGCACGCCGGCGCCUCCCAGCGUGGCCACGGCCGCCGGCGAGGGCCCGGGCGCGGUGUUCUGGAUGGUGGCCAUCGGCCUCGUUGUGCUGGUCGCCGUCGCGGCGUACCGCUGCCGGCCGAGGACGACCGUGGUUAAGCUCCAGGUGGCCUUGCUGGGCUGGGCGAAACCGUUUCAGCAGGAGCUGAACGAGAUUGCUGACAGAGUGCGGGCUUCCAACAAGCCUGCGUACAAGCUCAUGUUGACCGAGACCAUAUGUUCUUUGAGCCGUCACAAGGAUUGCUGCGUAUUUUCAAGCUUAUCAGUUGAUGUGAAAGAUGGAACGGAUUCUUGGGAGGAGCAUUUCGAUGAAAUUUCUAUCGAGGAGCGGAGCAAGUUUGACGAAGAAACACUCUACAGCUUGGAGGGAAUUAAGAGGACGAAAGAGUACUCCAAAAAGCAAGAUGGCUCCAGAAACGAAUAUAUAGUGGUAACCAUCGUAGUUGCUGCUAAUGGAGCCCUGGAGUUCCCAAAGAUCACAAGACCCGCAGAUCUGGAAGCAGUAGUGAAAAAACUCAACUCUUUACGCGCAGGAGAUAUUUGGGGCAUUCAUGUUUUAUGGACUCCCCAAGAGGAAAACGACGUACUUACUGAAGAGAAGCUUCUAGCAGAUUAUCCUCAUCUGAGGCCCCAUUAUGAUGACUAGGACGGCGUUCUUUUCAUAUUCUUAGAUGCCAUAGUAUAUACGAUCUAUUUAGGAAAAAACGUUGUAUGGUAGGCUGGUACUCACGGUCACUUUGUCUUCAAACAAAAUCAUUUAGAAUUGAGGCUGCCAAUUUCCAUUCGUGUGCAAUAUGGUGUAGCUCAAACUUUAGUUUAUCUGGGUAAUGUGUGCAAAUUAGGUUUGUGGCUGAUCUUUUAUGUUCCUACCCAUGAACUCUUACUGAUUAUUCAAA